UUGGCUUAUCUGGUUAAAUGGAGGAAGAUUUGAAAGAAAGUAAAUCUUAGGGGGGAUGGACAAUAUUCAGGUGGCUAUCCGUGUGCGUCCUUUGAUUGCAAAGGAAGCAAAUACUGGACAGAAUAAGGUGUGGAAUGUCAAGGACAACACACUGGAACCUCUGGACCAGAGUGGCAAACCCGGGGUUCCUUACACCUUUGAUAAAAUAUUUGAUGAACACAUGACAACCUAUGAUGUGUUCCAGGGAGUUGCUAAACCAAUAAUUGAUGCAGCUGUUCAAGGCUUUCAUGGAACAAUUUUUGCAUAUGGACAGAGUUCCUCAGGCAAGACCUUUACAAUGUCGGGAAGUGCUAUGAAUCCAGGAAUCAUUAAACUGGCUGUUAACGAAAUAUUUGCAAGAAUAGACAAGAUUCCGGACAGAGAGUACCUGGUACGCUGUUGUUACAUGGAGAUUUACAACGAGAAGGUGUCAGACUUACUAUCCACUGAGGACAAAAUCAUCAAGAUCCAAGAAGAUACCGAAAGAAAUGUUAAUGUCAUUGGUGUAGAAGAACGAUAUGUGAUGAAUGAAGGUGACCUGAACGCUGUCCUGAAGGAGGGAGAAGCAAGAAGACAUAUGGCAGAGACCAAACAGAAUGACAGAAGCUCUCGCUCUCACUGUAUACUACGUAUAAUAAUAGAGAGCAGACAGAUAGAUGAUGAAUCAGCUGUAAUGGUGGCACACCUGAAUUUUGUGGAUCUGGCGGGUUCUGAGAAGGCGGGAGAGAACACAGGAGACAGAUUCCGUGAGGGCUGUUCUAUCAACAAAUCUCUCUUUACCCUGGCUCGUAUUAUUGCCAAACUUAGCGAGGGAGUCAGUAAUCAGCAUAUUGGGUAUCGUGACUCGAAGUUGACCCGUAUCCUACAGAAUGCACUGGGAGGUAACUCUAAGACGGCCGUUAUUGCCACCAUCACCCCAGCUUCUUUGGAGGAAUCUCACAGUACGCUUAAGUUUGCAACCAGAGCCAAAUCCAUUUCCAACAAACCUAUGGUCAAUGAAGUUCUCUCUGAUGCUGCCCUACUGAAGAGAAGUCAUAAAGAAAUCCAGAAACUGCAGGAGAAAAUUAAAGCGAUGGAAAACAUAGAUGUCUCUGAAUUACAAGGAGAAAAAGAAGAUUUAGAGAAGAAACUGAAAGAAAAAGAAGAAAUGGAACAGAAAUACCAUGACCUUUUGAACUCUCUGAAGUAUGUCAUCCAGUCAGGAACCACACAGCAAAAAGAGGUUAUCCCACAGUCCAAACGACGUAAAACAUGGUGUCCAGGAAAGGGAGCCUCUGUCAGUUCUCCCAGACGAUUCAGCUUCAUCAACCGAAUGAACUUUUUUAAUGAGGCGGACGAAACUGGCAUUGAAGACAUAUCCCCUCCUCACAUCAGAAAACGCAAGUCAAAUGAGAGACUCCAGGAGCCAGCAGAAAAGAAGCAUGUGACAUUCCAGUCUGAGGAAAUUAAGGAAGAGGACGAUGAGGCCUUCAUUGUGGAUCCCUUGGCUAGGGAGCUCCUAGACAUGCAAGACAAAUAUGAAGACUUACUUAAUGACUUUGAAGAAUUGAAGAAAGAGAAAAUGGAGAUAGAAGAGUAUCACCGUCUAGAACUACAGUCAAACAAAGAGGGAAUGGACAGAGUGAUACAGUUAGAAGAAAGCGAGAGAAGAAACAAUGAGGACAUGAAGAAUGUCAGACAGGAGUUGACAGAGCUGGAGGAAAAAUUCAUAGAGAAAACUCAGAAAAUGAAGUCCAUGGAGGAGAAGAUGAAUGCAUUGUCAGAUGAGAAUUUUCACUUGGAACACAGACUUCAGAUUCAAAACAAGAAGGUCAAGGAAUGUCAGUCUGAGCUAGAUAAGAUACGACAACCAACAGAAGAGGGUGUAGAGGAGAGGUCAGAGGUUGAAAGGUUAAGAUCAGCCAAUGAACAGUUGGGGUCAGAGGUGGAGAAGUUGCAGUCAUCCAAUGAAGAUCUAAGGUCAGAAGUUGAAAAAUUGAAGGCUGCAAAUGAGGAACAAUUAUUGGAGGUUGAAAAAUUUAAAACUUCCAAUGAUGAGUUGAAAGAAAAUCAAAGUACAGUAGAGAAGCUCAACAAUAAAGUGCAGGAACUGGAAAAGACAAUAAAAGUAUUUGAAGAAACUGUGGAAGAUUUCCAAUCUGAGAACAAGCAGCUGCAAAAGUCAGUGGAGGAGAAGACACAGGCACUAGAAGAGUUAAAAACUAUGACAGAAUCCAAGACAGAUGACACUGGUGUCAUUCAGGAACUCCAACAAAGAAUUGUAUCCUUGGAGGAGGAAAUUAAGCAACAUAGCAGAGAGGGUGAUGAAACUGAGGAGGUAGAGAGUGUAAAGAGACAGCUUGAGGAGGCAAGUGGAAAAAUUACUGAUUUAGAAGAACAACUGGAGCAGAUGAAUGGUGCCUCCUCAAUAGCUGAUGAAAAUUGGAAGGAACAUAAAAUACAUGAACUAGAGAAGACUAUUAAAGUAUUUGAAGAAACUAUUGAAGAGUUUCAAGCAGAGAAUAAGCAGCUUCAGAAUGCUUUGGAGGAGAAGAGACAGGAAUUAGAAGAGUCGAAAACCACAGCAGAAUCCAGUGAUUUGGAUAAUAUGAUUCAGGAGCUUCAACAGAGAGUGCUUUCCUUGGAAGAGGAGGUCAAACAACAUGUGUCAGAAAAAGAGGAUCUUAAGGCAAAGAACAAGGACCUAGAGAAUACUUUUGUUGACUUGAGGAGAAGCUUGGAGUCUUCAGAAGAGGCUAAAACUGCAGAGGAAAAAUUGGAAUGUGAAAGGAGGAUGCUGGAAGAGGCAAACGGAAAAAUAGUUGAACUUGAGGAGAAAGUUAAAGCACAAGUGGAAGAAAUGAACAAACUUUCUUCAAUGGCGGAGGAAAAACAGAAUGAUUUAGAAAGUCAAUUGAAAGAUAGUAAAAAUGAAUUAAAUAGACUCAAAGAGAACUUCAGUGAUAGCGAAAGGUUGAAGGCAGAGAGAAUUCAAGAACUUGAGACAGAUCUUCACCAGGAAACAUUGAAACAUGCAGAGGAACUGGAGAAGGUCAGGAAAGAGAUGAUGGAAUCUGUAGAGAAGGAGACACACAUAGAGAAGGAGGGCUGUGUGAGGUGUAGGAGGAGCAGAAUGGAUGUGGAAUUCACUGAUUUACGGAGGACGGAGGAGGUGGAGAGACUGGAUAAGAGUGUGAAUGUGAGUCUGCAGGAGGAAUCCCAGGAAAUAAAGUCAGAGAAUGUCAUGGAUGAUGAGGAAAGAGCCAGACUGGAAAAGAAUAUUGUGGAGCUGCAGGAUAGGAUAGAUGUAUUAGAACAAGAAAAGGGAAAUCUCAAAGAUCCCACAGAACUGAUGGAGCAAUUCCAAAAUAUUGUGGAGGUGAUGAAGAAAGAACAUGCCAAAGAAAAACAUAAAAUGCAGGAGGAAUUCGAAUCCCAACAAGAUAAAAUGAUUCAGGAGGAAAUGGAACGCUUGCGUUGUCAGUGCGAGGAGUUGGCUCAGUCUGUGAAUGAAAAAGAGGCUUUGUGUCAAGAGUUUAAGGAAGCUGUUACUGAAAAAGAGGCUCUCUGUGUCGAACUUCAUGAAAAAAUCAUGCAGAGUGAGAGUUCAUCAGAAGCAAAUGUUCAUGGACCUUGUCUGAGUUGCCAAAAAUAUGCAGAAGACAUUUGUGACUUUCAGAGACAGCUUGUGCUUAAGACAGAGAAGGUUGAAAGCCUGGAGGAGUGUAUGUGUAAACUAAAGGAUGAAAAGGAAAAUCUGCAAAGACAGAACUCAGACAUUUCAAACCUACAGGAGGAAAUUAAUAGUCUACAAACUCAAAUGAAUGAGAAUGAAAGCAAAAUUAUUAGUUUACAAGAAGAAAAUGAGAGACUUCAAGAAAACGCAAAAUUGAAUCACUCUACAAGACACAGGUCUGAAAGUUCCAGUUGUAUGAAUAGAACCCAUUCAGAGAGUAUGGACUACACAGAGAUGUGUGAGAGACUCUCAUUGGAGAACGUCUCACUACAGGAACGAGUGGAGGAGCUCAGCGAAGAAGUCAGCAGUCUCCAGGAUCAGAUGAAGAAUUACCAACAGGAAGUGGAAUGCCUGGAGGACAAUCUAAAAGAAGCCCAGGAGGAAAGCAGGGUGUCACGUGAAAAAGUCUGGGAAUUGGAGGGGAAGCUGAUAACAGAGACAAGUCAUAGCAGCUUAGAUUCCAAAGAAAGUCAAGAAACACAGACUGAAGAGUUCACUGCUGAGACAUCUAUGUAUACAGAACAAUCUUCACAAACAGAAGAUCAAGAUGAUGUACAAUCUCAGAGGAAGGACAGUGAAGAGGGCUGUACAAAGGAACAGCUUCAACUUUUGUCAGCAGAGAAUGAACACCUGAAGGAAAGACUUUCUUCACUGGAGGAAGAAACAAGGAAACAUGAGGAAUGGAAGCAGGCCAGGGGGGAAGAGGAGGAGGUUGAAUCCCACAGGGCAGAAGCACUGAGACAGGAGCUGGUCUCUCUGAAAGAAGUGCAUCAAGAUCUAAACGAAAGACUGCAGGAUGUGACCAAAAACUGGGAGGAAGCAGAGGAAAAAGUGUUAGAGCUCAGUCACUGUCUGGAGGAAACGAAGGAACAGGUGACAGGCCUGACAAAAAGACAGGAGGAAUUAGAGGAGGAAAUAGUCAACUAUCAGAGACAGAUUGAGGCUUUACAUGGGAAAGAGUCUGAUUUAACAGAUCACAAGAAUAGUGAAGAGGAAAACAAGUACUGUCAAAAGCUGGAGGCUGAAAUCCAGACAUUGAAGGAGGAAAAUGAAAAGUUACAGUCUGAACUUGAACAGAAAGAGAAGAAAGUAAUACAUUUUGAACAGCAAAUAUGUUUAUUAGAGGAAACACAAAAGGAAUUCCAAAGUGAACUUAAAAAGUUAGAAGAGGAAAAAAUAUCCCUGGAAUCAAAAUUAAUAUCUGUUGAGGACCUAAGGGCAAGCCAUACUGACGAAGUUCAGAAUCUGAAAGAAGAAAUGGAGACGCUUUCAUCUGAAAAGGAGAAACUGAGAGCAAAAUUAGAGAAGGGAAAGGCAGAGUAUGCCAAGCAGCAGGAAGUCCUGCAGACGCGGUGGGAACGUGUGAUGGAGCUAUCAGAUGAGACCAACAGUUUACGGGAUUCCAUGGAGGAGCUGGAGCAGUCGCUGGCCUCGGCUAACACAGAAAUCCACAAUCUGAAGCUGAAGAACAUGCAGCUGGAAUCCACGGUGAGGGAUAAAGAGCGGGAGGCAGCAGACGUUCAGGACCAGUGUCAGUUCCUAGAGUCAGAGGUGGAGAGUCAGAAGUCAGAGAUACAGAGUAUGAGUGAGGAGAUGUGGCAACUCAAACAGAACUUGGAUCAAAGUGCAAGUAGUUCAGCCCUAGAAGAAAUGCAAACCAAGAUGGCAGAGAAGGAUUCCAUGAUCAACUCCCUAGAAGAACAGCUUCAGUCCAUGGAGCAUGAACUAAAAGCUGGGGAAGAGGGCAUGGAAAAGGUCACCUCAGAGUUACAGCAGAAGAUCACAGCAAAGGAAGAGGAAGUGGUGUCACUAAAGAGGGACCUGGAGGGUCUCCAAUGUAAACUGAAGGCAACUGAGGACAAACUUAAAGAGUCAUCUGACCAAAGCAUUGUGAAUCCUGUAAGAGAUGAACUACAGGGGGAGAUAGAGAGGAAAGACGGUGAACUUGGUUCACUUAAAUCCGAGAUUCAGACUCUCCAGGCUCAGCUAGAGAAGGAGGGGGUUCAGGAACUCCGCUACACCAUAUCAGAGCUGGAGGUCAACGUUCAAAAUUACAAGACAAAGAACUCGGAACUUGAACAAGUGAUAAAGAAGAUGCAGUCGGGUGCCAGUAUUCCCCAGAUUUUACAGAAAGAAAUGGAGCAUAUCAAAUCGGAGUGUGAUACCCUGAAGAAUGAAAGAGAACAAUUCCGUCUGGAGGAGAAAAUGAAGAGAGCAAAACUGGUAUCUGAAUUCAAUUCUCAAAGACUUACCAUUCAAAAACAAAAGAAAUCUAUUCAAGAUCUAUUGAAAGAGCUAGAGGAAGUUGACAGUAAGGUUGUGGGUCAGGAGGUCAUGGAGAAACUGUCCAAGGAGGAAAAGGAGAACGACAAAUUGUGGGCGGACCUACAGGUCAAGGACAGAGAGAUCCAACAUCUCCGGGGAUACCAGAAGCAAGUGGUGGAUCUGAACAAACGAGUGGCGGAGUUAGAGAAAAACAAAGUAGAUCUAGAAAAGAGGCUUAAGGAGUCCAGGAAAUUAUCAGAGAGAAACGAAGAAGACUUGUUCACUCCACAAGCCCGAGAACUGGCAGACAAGAAGAGAGAGAACUUUGCUCUCAGAAUGGAACUGGACAAAGCCAAGGACUCCACCAAAGAAAGGGAACAGGAACUCAGUGAAGUGGUGGACAGAUAUGAAAAGAGGAUUUCAACCUUGAAAAAUGAAAUUCGUCGCCUGCAGCAGGACAAUGAAACUACUGUUCUUAUACCACCAACAAAAAAGACAUUAUUCCAAGACCCCGUGGUGAGGCCCGGUGAUAACAACAGCCAGUGUAGUAAUACGAGCAACAAUGACUCGGCCAUCGCGUACAAGGCCUCAUGUUCAGGAGCCGUGGAUCAGUACAGCAAUCUUCUGUUGAAGAAUGAGAACAAACGAUUGGAGAAGGAGAAUAAAAAACUGACCAAUAGAGUGUUACAGAUGGAGGCAGAGCUUAAACAUUAUAAAGAAAAUCGGCAGCAGAAAAGGGAAGAAAAUGGGAAAUUGACAAGUGUUGUAAAGAAAGAACCAUUAGAAGACACCAAGGGAAUAGAUCUGGACUUUUCUAUACCAAAAGUAUCUGCUAGUGUACCGCAACAAACAAGUUUUAGGGCCCCCAAGUCAUCUAAAAAAGACUUGCCAACAGAUAACAUCAACUCGGAAGAUCAGUGUGCCACACAGUGAUGGACAAAGUUUUAUUCAGGGGAAGAUCUUCCUUAAUAAAGACAUAGUUCUUAGAGUUUGAAAGCUUUGUGAGUGUGUAAAUAUUUAGCAACAGGAAAUAAUUUUUAUUUUUUUUUUAAUAUCAGCUGUUUUGGAUGUGUAUUGUAUUUAGUGAAUGGAAGAAGUUUAUUUUGUAUGAGAGUUACUCUACAGAUACAUCUAUCUAUAUAUAGUUUCUGAAGCUGAACUUUUAAUCAUUUUUCUUGGUUUAACAGAAAAUGUUUACUGUGUACAAUUGUUUAUUAAGUAUUUAUUUACUUUUAUAUCAAUUACACUCACAUACACAUGAAAGUCU
Molecule: messenger RNA, 7286 nt
Organism: Saccostrea cuccullata (small rock oyster)
Lineage: Eukaryota; Metazoa; Mollusca; Bivalvia; Ostreida; Ostreidae
Product: centromere-associated protein E-like
Exons: 32
Coding region: 56-6952 (2298 amino acids)
Biological process (GO): microtubule-based movement; mitotic cell cycle
Cellular component (GO): microtubule
Molecular function (GO): microtubule motor activity; ATP binding; microtubule binding
Source: RefSeq, a predicted model, not a curated record